AUGGCAAGUUGCGACGCACCACACGCACCUGGUAUUUACCUGAACUUUGCAAGGAUGGCUGAUGGUGCUCCUCACGAGAUGGCUCGGUCGCCAAGCAAUGCCGAGAUUGACACCUCGGCUCCCUUCCAGAAUGUCAAGGCUGCAAGGAGCAUGUUUGAGAAUCCAGGGGAGAAGGGCAAGAUACCAAUGCCCUCGGCAGCCAGGAGCGGGUCAAACAAGUCAGGGGACUGGCUGACAAAGCAGCAAGGUUUUGUGUCCCCCCGAAGCCGAGGCAACUCCUUUGAAAAGCCACGGGCCGCCACUGUUGGAAGUCCUGACACGGCAACUUCAGAGUUUCGUUCCUAUCUGAGCCCUUCCGCAAGCCUGAAGGGCGAGAAGCUGGAAGCCGACCUGAAGGUGGCCCAGGUGCAGCUGGAGGACGCGCAGAAGCGUGCGGCAGCCCUGCUGGAGUCUGGCGUUGAGGGGGAGGCGAAGCGCGUUGUGCUGGAGAAGGCAUUGGCAGAGGCCCAGGAGGCGCUCCAGCAGCUUGAGCAGAAGCUUGCCCAAGAGCAAGCGAGCCACAAGCAGGCGGUGGAGAGUGCAGAGGCUGAGCUCAAGAAGCUGCAGACGGCCCUGGCAAAGAGCGAGGCUGAUCAUAGGGACAAGAUCAACCAGGUGGAAGCGGCCCUGACAGCGAUGCAGACCACGAACGAUGCCCACAGCGCCACGCAAGACCAGCUCGCUGCCACCAACGCCGACCUCGCUGCCGCCAGAACCGAGUUGGCUACCGCCAAGGCCCGUGCUGAGGAAGCUCUCACGCAAACCAAGAAGCACGAGGAGGCUUCAAGAGCCUCGGAGGCCGCGUUGGCAGUUGCAGAGAAGAAGGCAGCGGACGCGCUGGCGAGCGCACACGUGGCGCGGCAAGCAGAGGAGCAAGUGAAGAAGGAGGUGGCAGCGGCGCUGUCAGAAGUGGAGCUCGCGAAAAAGGCGAACGCGACGUUGGAAAGCAGGCUGGAUGCCGCCUCCAAGGAGCUGGAACUCGCAAAGCACGCAGAGGAGCUUGCCAGAAGACGUGCGGCGGAGGAGCAGGCUGCGCGGGAAAAGGAGAAAGUAGAAUCCACAACGGCACCCGUCUUGGAGACGAAGUCGUCGAUGUCCGCCGCAUACGAGGACGAGCUGAGCAGAUUCCAGGGCCGGUUGGCGGAGGCGGAGGAGCUCGCGGACAAGCGGGUUGCAGCCGUGACGGCGCAGUUGGAUGCGGCCAAACGGGCAGACGAAGAGACCAAGGCUAAGGUGGAGGCACUUUCGGCCGAGAUCGCAGCCGCAAAAUCUGCUGAGAGCAGUACAAAACAGAAGUUGGAGGCCGUACUGGUGGAAGCAGAGCAAGCAAAGAAAGCGCUGCAAGCGGAGAGCGACAAGGCUCACGAUGCUGGAGUCACCGGAGCCAUUGCGCAUGCCAAAGGAGAGGAGGCGCUCCAGAAGCUUGCGGCAGUUCAAAAAGAAAGAGACGGUUUAAAAGCCGAGUUGAUCGAGUUGAAAAGAAGAAGCGUUGCAGCUCCGACCACGAGCAGUGCGCAGAACGGCGGUCAGCCGGCCCAAAAAGGAUCACAAAGUUCUGGGGACAGGAGUGGCCAGGUUACCGUGGCUUCCGAGAUUUCAGAGGAAGUUGCGCACAGUUCGAAACCUUCGGCUAAGCCGGACUUGCAGCAAGAAGCGCCUGACAAGAAGUCCCAACCAGCAUGCUGUAUUGUGAUGUAGGACCGUUUCGCUGGAUUAUUGAGGAGGUCUGUCCUCGAACGCUAUCAUGUUACGUACGAGACGAAAACCAGUUGCGUUGCCUUCGUUGGGGAAUCGGGGUUCUCGACAGCCCACGUUCCACUUUAUCACUGAAAUUGUACAGCAGGUUGGCUUGCUACUCACAUGUGGCCUGUCGUUAUGCAACGAGGGCCGCAGAUUUACUAUGACGAGCGAACUUUGAUGACAGCUCCAACAUGCAGCUUGCUGGAGCUAGCCUGCA
Molecule: messenger RNA, 1996 nt
Organism: Klebsormidium nitens
Lineage: Eukaryota; Viridiplantae; Streptophyta; Klebsormidiophyceae; Klebsormidiales; Klebsormidiaceae
Source: the annotation of a GenBank genome assembly